Molecule: messenger RNA, 390 nt
Organism: Racocetra persica
Lineage: Eukaryota; Fungi; Glomeromycota; Glomeromycetes; Diversisporales; Gigasporaceae
Source: the annotation of a GenBank genome assembly
UUGGCACCUAUCAACGCAUCUCAUCAUGAAUUCCCAGAUGCAGUUCAAAAGGCGUUCCUUCCAGCUCAAGAAAUUCUUGCCGUGUUUGAAAUUCUGAAGGUAAGUAUGCCUUCAGAGGCAAGUAAUAUAACUCAGUGGUUAGAGGAAUAUUAUAUCCUUGGAAAAGUACGACAUCGAUUACGUGAUGGAACUAUAGCAACUUAUGGCUUGCCUUUAUUUCUACCAAGUUUAUGGUCUAUUUACGAUUCGAUCGGGCUAGAUGUUCUGGGAACGCAGAAUGUCGUGGAGGCCUGGCACUACCAUUGGAAGACAUUAGUUGAAGGAUUAAAUGUAAGUGCUUAUAAGAUAAUUAAUGAAAUACAGAAAGAACAGCAAAAUGUUGAAACUCAG